Molecule: messenger RNA, 842 nt
Organism: Raphanus sativus (radish)
Lineage: Eukaryota; Viridiplantae; Streptophyta; Magnoliopsida; Brassicales; Brassicaceae
Exons: 3
Coding region: 48-443 (131 amino acids)
Source: RefSeq, a predicted model, not a curated record
UCCAGGGCAGAAACAAAACAAUCAAUACAGCUAAUCAAGUUAAAAACAUGGAGAAAGUGUGCUGCAUGUGCGGCGACGUCGGCUUUCAGGACAAGCUAUUCCGCUGCGGGCACUGCCACAACCGCUUUCAACACUUUUAUUGUAGUAAUUACUACAGUGAGUUUGCGGAGCCGACUGAGAUUUGCGACUGGUGCCAGAGCGGCGACAAAAAGCUGAGCAGUGUUGCUAAACAUGGCACAUCGAAAAACAAAAAGGCUUCUUCCUCCGUAAAUAACGAGAGCGGGGUCACAAACCGAUCGGAGUAUUCUUCCGGUGGCGGGACCAAGCAAGACAAUAACCAUCACGAUCAAGUGCCCAAGAGCGUUGCCGGACCUGUAGGAGGCCGAGUGCCGUCGCCGAGGACGGCCACCCAAAGACAAUAUUCUGGGAUGAUAGAGUUUUAAAGGGUGUGUACCUUUCCUCUUUGCCCGGGUGCGACGAAGCCCAAGUGGCUGGGUUGAAGGAGCUGUAUCAAAAAAGUAGCUAAUAUAUAUUAUAUUUUAGACUUUAUAAGUUAAGUGGAUUAUGAUAGCGCUGAUGCGGACCGUGUGAUGUGGACGAAGCUCGUUUUGAUAGUAAUAUGGCCUUCCUCAUGUUACGUGCAUUUUUUUGCUUGACUAUCAAGGUUAAGAGUUAUUAGUGGUGAGGAGAAGUAUGUAUGAUAUACGUGUAAUGUAAUUGUAGCUUACUGUAAGUGUCGCAACCAUCGCAUCCGCCUGGUUGGUAAAUUUUGAAAUUGUCAAGUAUAUACUUAUAAUAACCUUUUGUUACCAAUUAAAGGAAAAAAAAACGUACAGUCAUAA